Messenger RNA from Plectropomus leopardus (leopard coralgrouper), 1341 nucleotides. RefSeq names its product H1.0 linker histone (gene h1-0). NCBI's taxonomy places the organism in Eukaryota, Metazoa, Chordata, Actinopteri, Perciformes, Serranidae. Gene Ontology annotation, cellular component: nucleosome; nucleus. Gene Ontology annotation, molecular function: nucleosomal DNA binding; double-stranded DNA binding; structural constituent of chromatin. Gene Ontology annotation, biological process: chromosome condensation; negative regulation of DNA recombination; nucleosome assembly. The record is from RefSeq and is a predicted model, not a curated record.
GUGGAAUAAGACACUUUAAGUGAGCCGAUGUACUGACGCGUCACUUUGUGUGGACAAUUAUUUAUCAUUUAUCCCCUGUGAAAGCAGUGAUAUUAGCUGCGGACUUUCAGGAGGAAAGCUUAAUUUCUGGCUGUUCGUAUAUUUCGCUGUUUCUGACGCUCCGGUGUAGCAGCUGAGCCGGGUGAAAUUGCACCCUCUGGACUUUUUUUGUUGACCAACUCCAAAGAAAAGUCACCAUGGCAGAGACGUCGGCAGCUCCAGCUAAAGCAAAAAAGGCAGCCAAGCCCAAGAAACCUGCUUCUCAUCCCAAGUACUCGGACAUGAUAACAGCGGCCAUCGCUCACGACGCGAGCCGGAGUGGAGCGUCCCGGCAGUCCAUCCAGAAGUACGUGAAGAAGAACUACAAGGUGGGCGACAACGUUGAUGUGCAGGUUAAAAUGGCCCUGAAGAGGCUGGUGGCAGCCGGGACUCUGCGCCACACCAAAGGCAUCGGCGCGUCUGGAUCCUUCAGGUUGACCAAACCAGAGGACUCCAAAAAGUCAGCCAAGGCAGCUGCACCUGCCAAAGCGAAGAGGGCGGCGAAGCCAUCCAAACCCAAGAAGGCGGCUAAGCCCAAGAAGGUGGCCAAGACGCCGGAAAAACCCAAGAAGGCAGUUGCGAAAAAAGUGAAAAGGGUCACGAAAAAGAUGACACCUGUGAAAACCAAAAAGGCACCAGCUAAGAAAGCCAAGGCAGCACCAAAAGCCAAGGCGAAACCAGCAAAGAGGGCAGCCAAGCCCAAGGCAAAGCCAUCCAAAAAGGCAACCAAAGGAAAGAAGAAGUAAAGACUCAAUUUCAGACAAAGUCACUGUAAAUACUUAAGGAAAUGUUUUCGUAUAUGUAUUAUUUUUGUAAGGUCUCAUGCAAACUUAAACUGUUUUUACCAGUAGUUUUCUCCAUUGCACUAUAGCCUAUAGAUGCUGUAGACAUAAUUGUGAGCAUUUUUAUUUGGCGUUAAUAAUACUGUUAAUUUCUGUUUUGAUCCUUGUAAGACUAGGGUCUUUCUGAAAAGUUAAAAAAAAAAUGUAUAUACAGCUGAACUUAUGACUAGUUAUUGUUAGUGCACGGGUCAUACUGAAAAUACAUGUGACAAUGGUGAGCAUUGUUGAGCCUUUACAAUGUACAGACCAUAGGCAGUGGACGUCAGCAAGAUUUUCCUAAAGGCUCUUUAGUUGUCAUUCAAGCUCCAUUGUGUAUAUUUCCUCAUGUUCAGACGACUCAUGGUAUACAAACAUACGACUGUGUUCAGUUACUUUUAAAGACUGUUUAUACUGGGAUUCAAUAAAUCUUUGUCAUCUUCUA